Messenger RNA from Nezara viridula (southern green stink bug), 480 nucleotides. The record is from the annotation of a GenBank genome assembly. Lineage: Eukaryota; Metazoa; Arthropoda; Insecta; Hemiptera; Pentatomidae.
AUGGAAUCAAUAGGAGUGAGGAAAUCAAGAAGGAGAUUGGAAGAUGGUUCGCCAUGUCCUCACGUUCAGCUUGUGUUCCGGCUGUCUUCUUUGUUAGGAGUAGCAAGUGGCCUAAAUAUAGUUUUCUUGUACCAUUUCAUAGUUCUCACAAGUUACACCCUCAUGUGCUCUCAGAUCAUAGCUAUUGGAUGCCACAUCCUCAGCCGCUACGAUCUGGUCGUGCACACCCUCGCCCAGCUGAAGAACACACAGCACAACAUCAAUAAUAAAGUGGAGACCCUUCUAGUUGUUAACCAUCAGCUGUCCAGGGUUCUUAUUAUAGAUUAUACAGUUACUAAACUCAUUAGUUCUAGGCAUUACGUCUUGAAGCUGUUUGGAAACGCUCUUCUUCACCAUCUUUCUUAUGCGUCUCCUCAAUGUGCCCUUUCCACACUCUGCACUGAAGUUCCAAAGGCUUUAAGACUACGUGGCCCAAACUAA